Molecule: messenger RNA, 5118 nt
Organism: Sabethes cyaneus
Lineage: Eukaryota; Metazoa; Arthropoda; Insecta; Diptera; Culicidae
Product: NACHT and WD repeat domain-containing protein 2
Exons: 16
Coding region: 1-5118 (1705 amino acids)
Molecular function (GO): protein binding
Source: RefSeq, a predicted model, not a curated record
AUGGAUGAUCGAACUAUUGAUACGAUUUUUGCUGGUUCAUUAGAAACUUUGCCUCCAGUUAGUUCCAAAAUUGUGCGCAUCUUUACAAGUUCCACAUUUACCGACACUACAAUGGAAAGGAACAAUCUAAUGGCCAAAUGCUAUCCAAGGAUCAAGGACUAUUGCCGUGAAAAGCAUGGGUUAGAAUUCCAGGUAGUUGAUAUGCGAUGGGGUGUAAGAGACGAAGCCACCGAUGAUCACAUGACUACAGAACUGUGCAUGCGGGAAAUAAAAAACUGUCAACGCCUUUCGAUGGGUCCGAAUUUUGUUGUAUUUCUUGGACAAAAGUAUGGAUACCGUCCCAUCCCAACUUACAUCCUUUCAUCAGAGCUGCAACUUAUACGUGAUGAUCUUGCUGCCAUGGGGAUCGAUGUAUCACUUUUAGAUAUGUGGUAUAAAAAAGACAGCAACGCCGUCCCUCCCAUUUCAAUACUUCAGCCGAUUUCAUCAAUUCUGACUAAUUUCAUCAAUAAGCGGGUUCCAAAACUACAAGCUGAAGAUCAAGCAGUAUGGUGGGACACGCUUACUAAGAUGCAGAAACUAUUUCGUAAAGGAGCCGCUUCACUUUACUCCCAAGGAAAAUUGGACAAGGAUCAGAUGCAUAACUAUUUCAUGUCUGUAACCGAAAGAGAGGUAAUCAAUGGCUUACUAAAUGUGAAAAACACCAAAAAUCACUGUAUUGCGUAUUUGCGGUACAUCAACAACAUAAAUUUACAGAAUCUAAAAAAAGCCUCACUUUAUGUUGACAUUUUGAAUAGAAGCUUAGACACAGAGGCUUGCAAAUUGCUUGCUGACCUACGAGAUGUGCGUGUACCAAACAGAAUCGAAGCUUCUAAUCUACAAAAGUAUACAAUAGAAUGGAUUGGCCGUGAAGGCCUAGAUGUAGAAACACAUGAAGAAUAUUUAAACCAUUUUAUCACACAUUUCUAUAAAAAUAUUGUAAAACUUGUAGAUCGCGCCAUGCGUAAAGAAGAUUCGAGCGCCCAAGGUCAGAUAGUUACGGAAAUUUUGCAACAUCUUCAUGCAUGUAAUAACUCCGUAAAAGUUUUUUAUGGGAGAGAGGAACAGCUUGAACGGAUUGAAAAUUAUAUGCUUGGUCCAUCUGAUAAACCAUUGGUCUUAUUUGGUGAGGGAGGCUGUGGCAAAACUUCACUACUGUCUAAAAGCGCCGCCCUAACAUCAACAAAAUGGUUUGUCAACGUCAGACCUAUUUGCAUCAUUCGGUUUCUUGGAACUACUCCAGACUCCAGCGCACUGACACCAACACUUAUAUCCAUUUGUCAACAGAUUUCAUAUAAUUUCAUGUUGCCAUUUGACCAAAUUCCAGAUGAUUUGGUGCCGCUAACAGCUCAUUUCAAGCAGCUCUUGUCAUAUGCUAGCAAACAUCAACCUCUUUUGCUGUUCCUUGAUUCAGUUGAUCAACUAACCGGUACUCAAGAUUCUAGCAAGGUUUCUUGGUUGCCAACUAGGCUACCUGCAAUGUGUAAAGUGAUAGUAUCUUGUGCAGCAGAAGAAUUCAAUCCAGUCGUUUCUCAAGAAUAUCACUUACUUCGCCGAAUGAUUGAUGUUGAAGAUAACUUUAUAGAGGUAUCUGCGCUUGGAGAGGAUCUAGCAAUGAAUGUAAUUAAAAUGUGGAUGGCAACGGCAUGCCGAGAUCUAACUAACUAUCAGUGGCGUUUGGUUGCUAACGCUAUAAGUAAGUGCUCGCUGCCAAUUUUUGUUAAAUUAGUAUUUGCUGAAAUUUGUCGAUGGAGAAGCUAUACUCGACCACAGGAUACCCAUCUAGCUUCUACUGUCAUGGAUAGUAUAAUGAUGCUAUUCGAACGAAUAGAAAAACAACACGGGCGUAUUCUUGUCUUUCACGCAUUGGCAUAUAUCACUGCGGCAAAAUCAGGAUUAUCUGAGAGCGAGCUAGAAGAUUUAAUUUCUCUUGACGAUCGUGUUUUAGAUGACGUAUAUCAAUAUCAUUUGCCACCAGUAAGACGAAUUCCACCUCUCUUGUGGACGCGAAUACGAAAUGAUCUUCCUAACUACCUUAGUGAACGUGAAGCGGACGGAGUAAAUGUUAUGAAUUGGUAUCAUAGACAAUUUAGAGAUGCAGCAAAAGAACGAUAUUUCAAAAAUAUGAAUAUGGCAAUGUAUUUUCAUUCGAUGAUCGCAGAUUAUUAUCUAGGUAUAUGGGGCGGGAAGCCCAAACCAUUCAAAUACACUGAAAUUCAGCGACAUCGGUUCGGUCUCACAGAUAAGGAAGGUAUCGCAGAUAGAAAAGUUCCCAUACAACCGUUAGUAUUUUCUAAUAAAGAAGGAAAAGUAACUAGAUACAAUUUAAGAAAGUUUGGAGAGCUUCCAUUCCAUCUCGUUCGUUCUCGAAGAUUUACUGAUUUAUAUGAAAAUGUAUUAUUUAACUACGAUUGGUUACACGCCAAGCUUUCCAGUUGCCCGCUUCAAGCGGUGCUUGCAGAUUUUGAAGACGCUUCUGUUAAUAUAGAAGAUAAAGAUGCCAAACGUGAGCUUAUGCUAGUUGCCGAUGCUCUACGCCUAGGAGGCGCAAUUCUUGGUGUAUAUCCAAACAUGCUAGCCGCUCAAUUAGUAGGCCGCCUAUUACCGGAAAUAGGGGGGAAUCCCAACAUUAAAAUGUUGCUUGAAGCUUGUGAUAAAUCAGGUCCAAAGGACUGCGCCCUGAUACCACUAAACCAUUGUUUACACACACCGGGUGGUCCGCUUAAGUACUCCUUGGAAGGACACCAAUUUGCUGUGUUUGCUUUCUGUCUUACAAGUGACUAUCGCUAUAUGGUGUCAAUUUCAACACGAUUCAUAACUUGGGAUCUAUCUACUUCCGAUUUAACCCGUGACGUGAAUCCCGGAGUGGAUGGAAUUAUGCAGCAAUUGGUAUUAAGCCCCGAUAAUAAAUGGGCUGCUGCGUACACGAAUAACAAUCAGAGUAUUCUAUUGAAUAUGCUUUCAAGCGAACUGGCUAUUAUAGAUAAUCCGUUUGACGAAAAGGAGCCUAUAACUGGACUAUACUUGUUGAACAGAAAUCUUUUUCUUCAUACAAAACUUUGUUAUGCCUGCUAUGACAUGAGAGGAACGUUGGUCGAAAAAUUUAAGUUGAACGAUAUUUGUGAUACCUGGGAAUUAUUAUAUAUGGAGUUUACAGAGUUUGGUGACAUGUUUAGUAUUCUAUGGUCAGGUGAUAUCGCAGAUACUACAUUAAUGCUGUAUACUGAGAAAACAAACUUCAAUACAAGAGUAGUAAACAUGCAUAGUGCAGUUACAAUGAAUAAAGAAAGAUCAAAUAUGUAUUGCUGUCACCAUGAGAAUUCAUUCCAAGUUAGUAAGUUUCAGUAUGUCGAAGAUGAUGAAAAUAAAUUAACAGAAUGGAGAUGUGUGCGAGAUUUGUCAAGAUAUGAGAAUGAUGUCAAGGAAACGGUUCUUCAGCUGAAAAUGGAUCACAACGAUCGUUUUCUUUUGGCAAGUACGGCAAAUGGCUUUAUAGUUUGGGAUUUAUCCGAAAAAGAACCUAUAUCGAUGGAAGCCAUAUAUCUUGCCUUACCUCAUGGUGUACGUAACAUAUCCACUAAAACCACGUAUUCCAACUCUGUGAUGAUUAGUUCAAAGGUUGAUUACGCAGUUGCGGGUGUAAGAAAAAAUUUAUACGUAUGGUGCAUAAAAACUAAACAGCUGAUGAAAGUAUUAGAUGCUCAUUUCGGACGAAUAAUGCAACUUGAAGCCCUAACAAUUGGUUCCUGGAACAGCGUGAUCACCUCCAGCAUUGAUAGAUCUGUUAAAAUAUGGAACAUAAACAACAUCUUUGAACAGGUACAUGUGAUCGAUCGACAUGAACUGCAAAUUGACGGUAUAAGCUUAUCAGAAAAUGGCGAAUUGGCAGUAACUGUAACACGUAGCUGCGUCGGAGUUUGGGAGAUUCGAACUGGGCGACUUUUGUCCAAACUGGCCGACAGUCCUCUUGGUGCUAUCGUUACUCAUGCUGAAAUUACUCCUAAUGGAAGGCACAUUGUUUCUUCAGAGACAGGAAAAAUACUUAUCUGGAAUCGUGUGACUGAACAAGUACUUUCUCGUGACUCUCAACCAGGAAUACAACAGUUCAUAUUUUUGGAGCACGGUGAGAAAAUAUUAGCUGUUUCGUGCCCAAGUACACCAAACAAUUUAUCUGCCGCUUAUGCGGAUGAACAGAAAUUAAUGGCUCAUGUUAUAGUUCGUAGUAUUCCAUGCGGUCAAAAUCAAUUUAGUUUCGAUUAUCCAGUGCGUCUCAUACCAGGAAUGUCUUUUCGUUGCGCUAUUGUAACAGCAGAUAACCAACAUAUAGUCUGUGCUGCAGUAGACAAAAAUAACAAAGAUUCAAUCUGGGUUUACAAUGCUAAUAAUGGAACACACGAGCAUAAGAUAUCUUUGAAAGUAUGCAAUGUUAAGGAGAUUGUUUGUUUACUACCUUUUCCACACAAACCAUCGCAAGUAGCGGUAAUCACGAAUGAAAAAGGAAGUAUUCUUGACAUUAAAACAAAAAAACAUGUUCGUUCUAUUCCGAAAUGGGGAGGAAUAAGUACCAAAGACGGUAAAUAUGGACUGUAUGCUCCAUCACGUGGAGGAUUAGAGUUACUAGAACUUAAAAAAGGAUCCACGGUCAAAACUUUCAUUCCCAAAGUAGCAGAAGGUGUGUUUACUGUCAUCUGUAUGUUUACCGACACAGACGAGUACGUUCUGUACUAUCAUAGCGGUCGGAAAACGUUGAGAGUGUUUCGUACCAGCGAUACAGAAAUGAUUGCUAACUAUCGCAUGCAAGCAGAAUUGACGUCUAUUAAGAGCACAUCUGACGGAAAAAGCUUAGUUUUAGGUACAGUAGAUGGUUGCAUAUCUGUACUAGCAGUUGCCGAUCCACAUAAAACAGAAAUGCAAUAUUUCUUAAUGCAACUUCCAUCUCGAGAUGCAAAUUGGAAAAAGAAACUCGCGAAACAAAAAGCGUCAGCAAGAUUUAAAGCUGCAAUGCGUCUUGCUUCAAUUUCGACGCGCUUCGGAUCUCCGAUUGAAGAUGUCGGUGAAGAUGAUGAAAUAGAUCAAUAG